AUGAAGACGACGACCUCCCAACUGUCGCUGGCCUUUGUUGCCGCCCUCGCUGCCAUGGAGAUGGUGGCAGCAGCCGGUCCGCUGCCCACCCCCGCAGCUGCCAGGCCUGACAUGCAACGCAGGCAGCUCGACCCCUUCGUCUUGAGCUCCGUCUUGGCCAACUCGGCCGCAAACGCGGACCUCAGCUCCUACUACGAUGCUGUGGGCAAGCUGCUGACAGACUCUUCUGCGCUGUCCGACUACGAGGCCAUGACGACAUCGAUUGAGUCGAGCGUCGUCUCUGACUUUGCCGCACAGCACGGCGGCAGCUCGUCGCUGGCCUCGUCGCUGGCCUCUUCCGUCUUUGCCGGCAUUGUCUCCGACGCUAGCUCCCGGCAAGCCGCAGGCACUGCUACGACCACCUCCGGCAGCGGCGCUUCGUCCACCUCGCAGUCAUCCAGCGGACAAACUAGUACCAGCUCGUCGAGCAACAGCAACGGUGCGAGCGCUCUGCCCUUUGGCUCCGUGGCUCUCACCAGCGCCUCUCUCGUUGCCGCGGUCGCCUUCUACCUCUUCUGA
This is a messenger RNA of Acaromyces ingoldii, 558 nucleotides long. RefSeq lists its product as hypothetical. The record is from RefSeq and is a predicted model, not a curated record. The coding region runs from base 1 to 558 and encodes 185 amino acids. Lineage: Eukaryota; Fungi; Basidiomycota; Exobasidiomycetes; Exobasidiales; Cryptobasidiaceae. The transcript has 2 exons.